Messenger RNA from Entamoeba nuttalli P19, 405 nucleotides. RefSeq lists its product as hypothetical. The coding region runs from base 1 to 405 and encodes 134 amino acids. The transcript has a single exon. NCBI's taxonomy places the organism in Eukaryota, Evosea, Mastigamoebida, Endamoebidae. The record is from RefSeq and is a predicted model, not a curated record.
AUGAACACCACAUCAUUUACAUAUCACCCUCAAUUCUUUAUUUCUGAGAAUCUUAAUAUGAAUUGCCCUCGAGUUACACAAAAUUUCUUUUCUGCACCAAAUACAUUAUUCAGUCGAUUGAAAACUCUUUCACCUGAACCAUUAAAUACACAACAAGGACAAACUCUUGAAAUUGGUGAUAUACCAAUGGAAGAAGAGGAAGAAGAGUCAGAUUAUAAUGAAGAAGUAUUCGAUUUAGAAGAUGAUGAAUUUUCUGAUGAAACCGAUGAAACUAAUGACCUUUUAGCGUCUCAACUAAUAGAAACAGUGGAAAAUAUUAGAAAACAAUCUGAAGAAAGAAAUAAAAUACUUAAGAAUAUUGUUUCAAUGAACUCAUCAUAUAUACCACCACAUUCAACAAGAUAA